AACGAAGCGUCCUGCCGAGUGUUCCGAAGGAAAACAAUUAAAAGUACGCGGGUUUUGCUGGUGUGGCACGGUGAGAAGCGUACCAAGCGCACCGGAGAACCGAGUGGACGUUUUCGUGACGGUGGCCAACGCGUCGGUUAGUGCGGAAACCAUUCCCGCGUGCUGCUCGGUUGCGUGUAAAUAACAAGGAAAGCUCAACCCAACCGUCUAGAAUUGGGAUCAAAUAAGUUGAAUCAUUGUCGCGGUGUCAAACAAAAUCAACAACAAACAAAUAACACAAUUGUGUUACAAUCGCGUUUUUGACCCUUCACGACGGUGAAUACUGUUAUCCGUAGACUGGAAGCGGCCCGUAAAAGUGGGAAAAGUAAAACUGUGCUGUCUAAAGUCUGUGCUCAUCGAUAGUGUGUGGUCAGGAAAAUUGGUUUCGGCCAACAAACCCAAGGGAAAAAGAAAAAAACCCGCCCGUACACACGGCGUACGACGUUGCGGUGUUAGCUGUGUGGGUGUUUGUAAGUGCGUCGGCUGUGGCCACCCUUGGCGUCAUUUGCGGCCGGCUGAGGUGCCGAUCACCAAGUGUCCAGCAAGCAAAAGAGGAAGGGUUGUGCUUGCGGGAAAACGGCUCUCGUUGCGUUGUUUACCUUCUUGUGAAACCAUCAUCCCUUAACUCAAGCUCCGGUGGCUGCGAGUGAGUGAUAACGCGACGUUUCGAACGUUAACGUGUCCGGAACGGAACCGAUAAUUGGUGGAGAAAAAAAAAUCUGAAGUGCAUUUGAACGUAAAUUUAAACCACCACCACAAACACACAUACAAAACAAAGAAAAAAAAAAGGAUCGUCCUGCAGUAGCUCUCAGGAGGCGCCACGUUUGGUGUUUGGUGUGUGCGUGUUACACGUGUGUUAGUGUUCUAGUGUGUUUGUGCGCGCAGCGUUGUUGGUGACCGGUGGAAGUGAGAGGGGGUGUUCAUGAAAGAGACCGCAGCAAUACAAACUUCAGCAACUAUGACAACAAACAUGUAUCGUGUCGGAGACUAUGUCUACGUGGAGACAUCGUCGACGACACCGUACCAAAUCCGGCGCAUCGACGAGCUCAACAAGACGCCGAACGGCAACGUCGAGGCCAAAGUGAUGUGCUUCUACAGGCGAAGGGAUCUUCCGACACCGCUCGUGCAAUUAGCUGAUAAGCACCAAAUGGCAACAUCCGAGGACUCCCCGGCGGCGAUGAAGCUGAAGAAGAUGUGGCUCAAGACACCAGUCAGCGAAGAGCAGGCCGCUCAGGCCGUCCUGGAUCCUGCCCUAGUUGCCCUGGAGGAGGAACGAAACAGCCCUAACAGUGCCGGCGGAGGAGGAGGAGGUGGCGGGGGUGGUGGUGCCGGUGGAGGCGGUGGCAGUGAGCGGGGCGAACAGCUGAACCCAAAGCAGCGCCACCAGAUGAAGCAGCGGGAACUGUUCCUGUCGCGGCAAGUCGAAACCCUGCCGGCCACCCAAAUCCGGGGCCGGUGCUCGGUGACGCUGCUGAACGAGGAGGAAUCGUUGCUCAGCUACUUGAACAAAGACGACACGUUCUUCUACUGCCUCGUGUUCGACCCGACCCAGAAGACGCUGCUGGCGGACAAGGGGGAGAUCCGGGUCGGUGCCCGCUACCAGACGGACCUGCAGCAGCUGCUGAAGACGGGCGAGAAGGACGAACGUAACCUGGAGGAGCUGGAGACGCUCGUCUGGACGCCCCAGCACUCGCUCACCGACAAGAAGAUCGACCAAUUCCUGGUGGUGUCCCGGUCGGUCGGGACGUUUGCACGCGCGCUCGACUGUACCAGCUCGGUGAAGCAACCGUCCCUGCACAUGUCUGCCGCUGCCGCAAGCCGUGAUAUUACCUUAUUUCAUGCAAUGGAUACACUACACAAACACAACUAUUCGAUAGAGACUGCUAUGUGUUCGCUGGUGCCGUCGAGCGGGCCAGUACUGUGCCGGGACGAGAUGGAAGAGUGGAGCGCCUCGGAGGCGAACCUGUUCGAGGACGCGCUCGAAAAGUACGGCAAGGACUUCAACGAUAUCAGAAACGACUUUCUUCCGUGGAAAACGCUGAAAAGCAUAGUGGAAUACUACUACAUGUGGAAGACGACCGACCGGUACGUGCAACAGAAGCGCGUGAAGGCGGUCGAGGCGGAAUCGAAGCUGAAGCAGGUCUACAUUCCGAACUACACCAAACCGAGCCCGGCCCUGAUCACGAACAACAACAAGAGCAUCCUGAAUGGUAACUCCAAUGGCGGCAGCGUGGACAUGAUGAUGUACAGUAGCAGCAGGGCGUGUGAAUCUUGUGCCACCACGGCGUCACCGCAGUGGUACUCCUGGGGUCCGGUGCACCUCAGCAAUCGGCUGUGCCAGAACUGCUGGAACUAUUGGAAGCGAUACGGAGGCCUUAAAGUUGCGUCCAGGUUAGCGGACAACGGCGAGAUCGAUCCGGCGGCCACGCUGAACAGCGGCAGCACCGCGUCACCGGUUUCGCUGAAAAAGCGCAACCCCGGCAGUGAUAUCGAUGAUGAUCUGACGAUCGUGGCGAGUUCCGGGCCACUCGCUGUCGCCGCCUCCGUUGGCAUCGGGACAACAAACGCCGGUGCACCCGGUGUGGCCGGUGCUGGACUGAACAACCAUCGACCGCACAGUCCAUCCUUCAAAUGCUCGAUCGUGAACUGUGGCAAAGAGUUCAAGCUGAAAGCUCACCUGGCGCGGCACUACACCCAAGCGCACGGCAUCCAGAUCCGGUCCGGCUCGCCCCGGCCAAUCAUGAAGACGCGGACGGCGUUCUACCUACACACGACCCUGACGACGCGUCUCUCGCGGCAGCUGUGUCGGCACAUUAUCCGCUCGAAAAAGGCUGCCCGUCAACCGUCGUACGCGAUCAAUAUUGCCAGCGUCAAGCAGGAAUUUGCUCACGCCGAAGCGGGAAAAAGUAUAGCUGAGAUUCGACGGUUGCUGACCUUCCGCAAGAAAGAUCGCGGCAGUGUAACGCACAUCGCCAACCGGCUCGGCAAUCCGGGCGCCACCGUCGGUGACUGGUUGUUGCUGACGCCGAAGGAGAACAUGCCAAAGCCGGACGUGGUGGCUUUCCCGAAGCCUCCGAAAGCUCCGGAUGGCACGCUGCUGUACGAGCGGAUACCAAAUAAGUGUGAUGCCGCGGCGGAGGCGGCAAGUAAGCAGCUGAACGCAAGCGUAGCGCUCGGUGGAGUAGCCUCAAACCUCGCCGGAACCGUAGGUAGUGCGCUCAGUGGAAAAUUGGCCCCGUUGGUUGGCGCUGGCGGGCUAGCGGUUACACCGAUCGUACUCGGUGCGAGCAAUAGUAGCAACAGUUCCUCCAGCUCCAGCUGUUCGGCCGUGGCCGGCGGUGCUUCGGCUGUCAGUGGAGGUGGCGGUGCUGUCGCCGGUAGUGGUGGAAUGUCGUCGAUGAACCUUCACGCGACCUCACUCACAACAAACAGCUCCUCGUCCGGCAUGGGCGCGAUGGCAGGAGGUGGUGGUGGUGGUGUUGCCUCCUCCGGGGCGACCUCACUCAAACGACGGACGUACGAGGAAGCAAACGGUGUUGACGCUAUUGCGCCCCCUGCUAAACGGCCGAACAAGGACCCCAUGCCCUCGCAUCGGCCUACACCGGAGCAGUACGCGGCGAUGAUUGCUGCGGCACAAUCUGCCGGUCAACCCCUUCCACGACAUCAUAUGAAUGGCAAACCAAAAAUCGCCCAAAUGGCUAGAACAGGUUCUGGACGGAAGCAAGUGAUCAGCUGGAACGAUGCCCCGGAUGAUGUGUUUUACCGUUCUACCAAAGCUGGCCGGAAAUUGCGGCGAGAGAUUCCAAUUGUUGAGCUUCGCCGUGCCGCCCGGAAACCAUGGCGAAGUCUGCACCCGAAGUACUCGGCGAUCGUGGCCGCGCUCUUGCCCGUGGUCACGACAACCCCCGCCAACCUUCCAGCUCAGCUGACAGCCCAGCUGGGUCACGCGGCACAACUGGCCGCCGCCAGUGUUGCCCAGCAUCCCACCGCGGCCAACCUUAAUCUCAAUCUCAAUGCAGCGGCUGCUGCGGCUGCCGCGUUGGCCAGCGUUCAUCCUCUGGCCGCGGCCUCAUCGCUCGCACUCAGCGGGACGCUCGGUGGGAGUGGAGGAUCCAUUCUUUCGCCCGUCGGUGGUGGACCAUCUGCAUCUUCGUCGGCGCCUGCGUCGUCCUCCGCCGCCGCCACUGCUGCAGUGCUGUCGAACAGUAGCAGUUCCGCCAACAACAACUCCAGCAACAGCAGCAGCACCGUCACCAACAACAGUAGCAGUAGUGGUGGUGCUAGUGGAUCCGCCACCACCGCCACCGAUAGCAAUAACAGUGAUCUACAGGUUGUAAUCCUAGACUGACCCGAACCGCCGAAAAAUUUGCACCAGCAGCAGCAGCACCACCACAAACAACCACUACACCACCAACAACAAAGCUCUUCCCACCAUGCGCAGCAGCAACAACAUCGUCAACAACAACAACAACAGGCCACUAUCACGGGUCAGCAGCAUCGCCAACAGCAGCAGCAGCAGCAUCAAUACCAAUCCCAUCUUCACCAGCAGCAAAGCUUGCGCCACUACAACAAUCUGCAACAGCAGCAAUUACAACAGCAACAACAAUUGCACCAACAUCAGCAGCAGCAACUUAUGCUACAGCAACAGUAUCAACAGCAGCAACAGCAGCAGCAGCAACAACAACUUCAGCAUCCCACACAACAACUACUGGACCCUUUAUCGCACCACAACAACUAUCAUCAGCACAACCACCUGCUGCAUCGGCAACAGAACCAAUCGCAACAACAGCCACCGCAUCCUUAUACCAUGGAGGCACUGCUCAAUUAAUGAAGGAAACUUAAAGCGAAAGAGUGAUUUGAGACACACACACUCAUAUACACACAAUAGCUGUAGGUGGCGCGAAGGGGUUGACUGAGGAUGGAAUGGAUGAACUAUGGUGGUAGGAAGAACAGACCUGAAAUUAGCGCGGCGGGUAACCUCUCUACGUGGUCGAUCGUGGGUAUCUGUCGAUUUGGGCAAACAUAGAGUGCAGCACUGCAAAUAUUGUGUUUAGUUUUCGGUUUACUGUACAAACAAAUAUGUACCCCUCUCCCCACACGCUCCCUAACAUGUAAGAGACGUAUGCAUUGCACCUUAAAACAAGUAAUAUCCAUCUUCUAAUAGGUUUAGUUUUAAAACAUUGCGGAGAGAAUGAGGAAAAAACAGAAAAUGAAAAAAAUAAAAACGCAUAGGGGGGGAAUUGAAAGCAAACAUACAAAAAAAAAAAAAGAAA
Molecule: messenger RNA, 5312 nt
Organism: Anopheles coustani
Lineage: Eukaryota; Metazoa; Arthropoda; Insecta; Diptera; Culicidae
Gene: MTA1-like
Product: metastasis-associated protein MTA1
Exons: 14
Coding region: 962-4387 (1141 amino acids)
Biological process (GO): negative regulation of transcription by RNA polymerase II
Cellular component (GO): nucleoplasm; NuRD complex
Molecular function (GO): transcription coactivator activity; sequence-specific DNA binding; histone deacetylase binding
Source: RefSeq, a predicted model, not a curated record